CCAGAUGUUGGGAUGGCCGAGCAGGAUGCACAGAAGUUCUUUCAGCAGCUCAUUGCGGGUGUGGAAUAUCUGCAUGGUCUUGGGAUUACUCACAGAGAUAUAAAGCCAGAGAAUCUGCUGCUUGAUGACCGAGAUCUUCUAAAAAUCUCUGAUUUUGGACUGGCCACCGUUUUUAGACAUAAUGGACGGGAGCGUCUGUUGAACAAGAUGUGUGGUACUCUGCCAUAUGUGGCCCCUGAACUCAUCAAGAUGCGAGCUUUUCAUGCUGAGCCUGUGGAUGUCUGGUCAUGUGGAAUAGUCCUGAUUGCAAUGUUGGCUGGAGAAUUACCAUGGGAUCAGCCAAAUGAUGCCUGUCAAGAAUAUUGUGAUUGGAAGGAAUCUAAGCACUACCUGACUCCAUGGAAGAAGAUUGAUGCUGCACCUUUAGCUUUGCUUUGUAAGAUACUAAAUGAAAACCCAAACUCAAGGAUUACGAUACCGGAAAUCAAAAAGGACCGUUGGUUCACCAAACCACCCAAGAAAGGUAUGAAGAGGAGCCUCUCGUCAUCCGGGGGAUCUGAAGCACCUGGACUUUUCAGCAAACAUAUUCGGUCUGAUAUGGAUUUAUCUCCAUUCUCCCACAGUGAAGAGAAGGUGACCUUUUCCAGUACACAGCCAGAACCCCGCACUGCCCUCCCUACUUGGGAUAGCUGUUCUUCUCAUAUAGAUAGACUGUUGCAGGGUAAAGGAAUCAGUUUCUCUCAGCCGGCCUGUCCUGAGAACAUGCUGCUGAGCAGCCAGUUACUGGGGACUCCGGGUUCCUCACAGAACCCAUGGCAGCGCUUGGUUAAAAGGAUGACCCGCUUUUUUACCAAAGUUGAUGCAGAAAGCACAUACAACAAUCUGAAGGAGACUUGUGAGAAGAUGGGCUAUGUCUGGAAGAAAUGUGUCAACCAGGUGACACUUUCAACGACUGAUCGAAGAAACAACAAACUGAUAUUCAAAGUUAAUUUAGUGGAGAUGGAUGAAGGAAUUUUACUGGACUUUCGCCUUUCCAAGGGUGAUGGUUUAGAGUUCAAACGACAUUUCCUGAAGAUAAAGAAGAAUAUGGAGGGCAUAGUUGCAAACCAAAAAGUUAUGAUGUCUAUUACAUGAUCACAUGGGGUAUAGGUUGUGACUUUUUUAAUGCUCUGACCCCAGACUCAUGUUGCCAUUAAGUACUAGUUCUUGUUUUGCAUAUAUUAAUCUGGCACUGUUUGGUGAGUAGCUACUGAUGUGGUCAGUGGAAGUCUAAAUGCUUCCUGGUGUUCCGGAGAGGGUAGAGUCCUAGUUAUCUGACAUGUAAGAAUUUGUCAUGGGCUCAACUAUAUUUCAUUGAAGAAAUAGUGAAGCAAAGAACUGUUGAAAUUUUUUUUAUUUUUUGUGACACUUUCCUGGUUUUUUCUCAAUACAGUUUGUGAACACAGUCCUGCACCAGUAAUGUAAAGUUGUCACAACAUUGUGAGCCCCUGAGUUUAUCAAGGAAGUUUGGCUGCUCCUUCUGUGAACCUGAUUUCAGAGCAGAUUACCUGGGUUAAAGCUACUGUUAUCAGAUUGUUACCCAUUGGUGACAUUUAGGCUUCAUUCACACGUCCGUGAGAAACCGGACUGGCGUCCUGCUUUAGUGCAGGAGCGCACGGCGUCAUUGGUUACUAGGACGCCGUGCGCUUUGUGCCGCCGUAGUACAUACUCGUAUAGAGCAUAUGAGUGUAUUGCUGUACUGCGAUGGCAGCACAAACCGCACGGCGUCAUAGCAACCAAUGACGCUGUGCGCUCCUGCACUAAGCAGGAUGCCAGUCUGUUAUCUCAUGGACCGUGUUCCACGGACAUGUGAAUGAAACUUUACUCUGUGAUACAAUAAAUGAGUGGUGUUUCCUGUAUAGAUGGGAGCAUGCUUGCUCUCAGAGAACAUAUUAUAAGUUGUCUUGGGACAAUUGUGACCACAGACUAAAUGCUAUGAUUAAGGUCUCUUGCACACGAACGUGUGUGCCCCGUGGCCGUGAUGCACACCGCAAAUUGCGGGCCGCAAUGCACGAACACAAACUGUGGGGCAGCUGCAGUGGAUCGCGGACCCAUUCACUUUAAUGG
Molecule: messenger RNA, 2106 nt
Organism: Bufo gargarizans (Asiatic toad)
Lineage: Eukaryota; Metazoa; Chordata; Amphibia; Anura; Bufonidae
Gene: CHEK1
Product: checkpoint kinase 1
Exons: 10
Coding region: 13-1134 (373 amino acids)
Biological process (GO): mitotic G2 DNA damage checkpoint signaling; protein phosphorylation
Cellular component (GO): cytoplasm; nucleus; site of double-strand break
Molecular function (GO): ATP binding; protein kinase activity
Source: RefSeq, a predicted model, not a curated record